AUGUUCAAGAAGCUGUUUGGGAACCCACGAAAUGGCAGCGGUCCCACUGUUAGCACGACGACCACCACCAAGACGGUGGAUGCCAUCCAGAAACUGUCGGAGACGGAGGACCUGCUGAUCAAGCGGCAGGAUGUGCUUGACCGCAAGAUCGCCAUGGAGCUGGAGCGCGCCAAGGAGAUGACACGGGCCAAGAACAAGCGCGGCGCGCUCAUGGCACUGAAGAAGAAGAAGAUGUACGAGCAGCAGCUGGAGCAGCUGCUGAACCAGGUGCAGCGCAUCGCAGAGCAGAAGUCGAUGCUGGAGAACCAGCGCGCGGUGGUGGAGACGGUGGACGCGCUGCGGUCGGGGGCGACGGCCUCCAAGCAUGUGAUGACGGAGAUGAAGAUCGGGGACGUGGACAAGGUGCUGGACUCCAUCAACGAGCAGACGGAGGACAUGCGCGCCAUCCAGGACGCGCUGGGGCAGCCCAUCGGCGCCGCCGCCGACCUGGACGAGGACGAGCUGCUGGGCGAGCUGGAGGAGCUGGAGGCCUCCGAGCUGGACGACCAGCUGCUGCAGCCCGCGCCCGUGCCCACAACGCGCCCCGCUGCCGUGGCAAAGACGGCUGAGGAGUUGGAACUGGAAGAGCUGCAGGCGGAGCUUGCAGCAUGA
Messenger RNA from Auxenochlorella protothecoides, 651 nucleotides. RefSeq names its product Vacuolar protein sorting-associated protein 32-like protein 1. Gene Ontology annotation, cellular component: ESCRT III complex; multivesicular body; cytoplasmic side of plasma membrane. NCBI's taxonomy places the organism in Eukaryota, Viridiplantae, Chlorophyta, Trebouxiophyceae, Chlorellales, Chlorellaceae. Gene Ontology annotation, biological process: vesicle budding from membrane; late endosome to vacuole transport via multivesicular body sorting pathway. The coding region runs from base 1 to 651 and encodes 216 amino acids. The transcript has 3 exons. The record is from RefSeq and is a predicted model, not a curated record.